Sceloporus undulatus (fence lizard) is the source of this 6903-nucleotide messenger RNA. It is a transcript of the gene ASAP2, whose product is annotated as ArfGAP with SH3 domain, ankyrin repeat and PH domain 2. The record is from RefSeq and is a predicted model, not a curated record. Gene Ontology annotation, molecular function: protein binding; GTPase activator activity. Gene Ontology annotation, cellular component: cytoplasm. Lineage: Eukaryota; Metazoa; Chordata; Lepidosauria; Squamata; Phrynosomatidae. Gene Ontology annotation, biological process: positive regulation of GTPase activity.
UCCUCCUCCUCCUUGGCUGGAGCCGCCCCGCUCUCCUCUCCUCUCUCUCUCUCUCCCUUCUUCUUCUUCUUCUUCCUUCUUUCCCUCCCUUUCUCCUUCUCUCCUUCCUUCCUUGCUUGUGUCCCUCCCCGCCAUGCCGGACCAGAUCUCCGUGUCGGAAUUCGUGAGCGAGACCAAUGAGGAUUACAAGGCGCCCACCGCCUCCAACUUCACCACCCGCAUGGCCCAGUGCAGGAACACCGUCGCCGCCAUCGAGGAGGCACUGGAUGUUGACCGAACUGUUCUUUAUAAAAUGAAGAAAUCUGUAAAAGCCAUAAAUAUUUCUGGUUUAGCUCAUGUGGAAAAUGAAGAACAAUACACUCAAGCUUUGGAGAAAUUUGGAGGAAACUGCGUCUGUAGGGAUGAUCCAGAUUUAGGAACAGCGUUUUUAAAAUUUUCUGUAUUUACAAAGGAGUUGACGGCACUCUUCAAAAACUUGAUCCAGAACAUGAACAAUAUAAUCACUUUCCCACUGGAUAGCUUGCUGAAGGGAGAUUUAAAAGGAGUGAAAGGGGAUCUGAAGAAACCUUUUGAUAAAGCAUGGAAAGACUAUGAAACAAAAGUGACAAAAAUAGAAAAAGAGAAAAAAGAACAUGCAAAAUUACAUGGAAUGAUCCGCACAGAAAUAAGUGGGGCUGAAAUAGCGGAAGAGAUGGAAAAAGAGCGGAGGUUCUUUCAGUUACAAAUGUGCGAGUAUCUGUUGAAAGUCAAUGAAAUCAAGAUUAAAAAGGGCGUUGACUUGCUUCAAAACCUCAUCAAGUAUUUCCACGCACAAUGCAACUUCUUUCAGGAUGGUCUGAAAGCAGUCGAAAGUCUCAAACCUUCGAUAGAGAAGCUCUCCACAGACCUUCACACUAUAAAGCAAGUGCAAGAUGAAGAAAGAAAGCAGUUAAUUCAACUUAGGGAUAUUUUAAAAUCUGCUCUUCAGGUUGAUCAGAAAGAGGAGUCUCAGCUUCGCCAGAGUACAACUUACAGUUUACAUCAACCUCAGGGAAAUAAGGAGCAUGGCACUGAAAGAGAUGGCAGCCUCUAUAAGAAAAGUGAUGGAAUCAGAAAAGUGUGGCAGAAGAGGAAGUGCAUAGUUAAAAAUGGUUUUCUUACAAUUUCCCAUGGUACAGCAAAUCGACCUCCUGCAAAGCUCAAUCUCUUAACUUGCCAAGUGAAAACAAACCCAGAAGAGAAAAAAUGUUUUGACCUCAUAUCACAUGACCGAACGUAUCAUUUCCAAGCAGAGGAUGAACAGGACUGCCAAAUUUGGAUAUCAGUGCUACAGAACAGUAAAGAGGAAGCUUUAAAUAAUGCAUUCAAAGGUGAUGACAACACAGGAGAAAACAAUAUUGUUCAAGAACUGACCAAAGAAAUAAUAUCUGAUGUUCAGAGGAUGCCUGGAAAUGACACAUGUUGUGAUUGUGGAGCACAAGAUCCUACAUGGCUGUCAACCAACCUGGGCAUUUUAACUUGCAUCGAGUGUUCAGGAAUCCAUCGAGAACUUGGUGUUCACUAUUCCAGAAUGCAGUCACUCACAUUAGAUGUGCUGGGAACAUCUGAAUUGCUGCUGGCCAAGAAUAUUGGGAAUGCAGGAUUCAAUGAGAUCAUGGAAUUUUGUCUACCUGGAGAUGAAGUAGUCAAACCUAAUCCAAGCAGUGAUAUGAAUGCAAGAAAAGAUUACAUUAAUGCCAAAUAUAUUGAAAGAAAAUAUGCACGGAAAAAAUAUACUGACAAUGCAGCUAAACUACAAAACCUGUGUGAAGCAGUCAGAACAAGAGACAUUUUUGGAUUGGUUCAAGUGUAUGCUGAUGGUGUGGAUUUAACUGAGAAAAUCCCACUAGCAAAUGGGCAUGAACAAGAUGAAACUGCUCUUCAUCUUGCUGUGAGAUCGGUUGAUCGGACUUCACUUCACAUAGUUGAUUUCUUGGUGCAGAAUAGUGGCAACCUUGACAAGCAGACAUGUAAAGGUAGCACAGCUCUUCAUUACUGCUGUUUGACAGAUAAUGUUGAAUGCCUCAAACUACUGUUGAGAGGAAAGGCUUCCAUUGAAAUAGCCAAUGAAGCUGGAGAAACGCCAAUGGAUAUAGCUAAACGCCUAAAACAUACACGCUGUGAAGAAUUGCUCUCUCAGGCUCUGGCUGGAAGGCUUAAUUCCCACGUUCAUGUAGAAUAUGAAUGGCGAUUACUUCAUGAAGAUCUUGAUGAAAGUGAUGAUGAUGUAGAUGAAAAGUUGCAGCAACCAAGCCCCAAUCGAAGAGAGGACAGACCUGUAAGUUUCUAUCAACUAGGAUCAAGCCAGCUUCAGCCUAAUGUGGCAUCUUUGGCAAGGGAUGCUGCCAAUAUAGCCAAGGACAAGCAAAGAGGCUUAAUGCCAAGCCUGUUACAGAAUGAGACCUAUGGAGCCAUACUCAGUAGCAGUCCACCUCCUACCCAGCCUGCACCACCUGUUACAAGUGCACCUCCCUUGCCUCCCAGGAACAUUGGAAAAGUUCAGUCUUCAUUUCUUGGCAGUGCUGUUCAGACAACUCCUUCAUCGAACACACUGUGGAAGACAAAUUCUUUAGGAAUGGAAAGCAUAAGCAGGCAAAGGUCUUCAUCAGAUCCACCAACUGUCCAUCCCCCUGUUCCACCAUUGCGUGUAACAUCUACAAAUAUACUCUCUUCAGCACCACCUCCAGUUGCAAAGACAGCCAGUAUUCUUGAAGCUUUGAACCAGCAGUCGAAACAGCCAGCUGUCCCACAAACCAAACCUACACCACCGCCACUUCCUCCACAGCCUCCAAGUAGAAUUUCUCAGAAGAAGCCUGCUUCUGGGACUGAUAAAUCAUCCACUUUAACUAACAAGAGCAAGGGAUCUGGAUCUCUACAGCAGUCCAGUGGGGAAUCUUCCUCAGCAUCUGAAAUUGCUGGAUCACAAACUACAAACAUCUCAGGACCCAUCCAACCCCCAGCUCCUAUGCCAAGGAAGUCCCAGAUGUCGAAAACAAAGCCCAAGAGAGUAAAAGCAAUUUACAACUGUGUAGCAGAUAACCCAGAUGAACUAACCUUUUCAGAGGGUGAUAUCAUCAUAGUUGAUGGUGAGGAAGAUCAGGAGUGGUGGAUUGGACAUAUUGAUGGAGAACCCAACCGAAAAGGAGCUUUCCCGGUAUCAUUUGUGCACUUUAUUGUUGACUGAAUAGAUGGAAAGACAUUCCAUUCCUAGAUUUUGCUACAGCUUCCUGCCUGUAAUCAAAUGUUUCAUCAAGAUAUUGUAUGAAUCAUACACCAAUAAUUGACUCAUUACAGCAAUUCUUAUGAUGUAACUUAAGAUUUCUGAUUUACUAUGGGAGGGUUUACUUUAUGCAAUUAAACCCUCAAAUAUUAUAAUUGGAAAGCCUUCAAAACACAAGAUACCAGUUCUGUGAAAAACAUGAAAUCUGUUUUCAUACAUUUUGGCAUGAAAACUUCCUUGGUGUCCUAGGCACUAUGAUUUCUCAUUCAGUGCACAAAAUCAUUCCUUGGGCAGACUAGCUGAGCUAAGAGAUUAAUAGCUUGACUGCAUUAAUAUAUUACAUUUCAGUGCCUAUAAUGCAUAUCACAUCUUUGCAUUCAGUGUCUUGAGAGUUACUGCAGGACAGUGUAGCUACAUUGAAAACUCAAUUUUAACAGUGGCAAUAUCUUCUGCUUUGAUGUACUGUAGUAUGCUACAGUAAUAUGAAGGCACAAAUUUAGUGACAAAUUGUACAUAGUGUCCAAUUACUUAUCUCCCUUGUCCAGAUCCAUUGGUUAAAAUGAGGUUUUCUGAAGGACUUGACUACUUUGUGAAAACGCACAGAUGUACCAGAAAGAUUCUAGUAAGUGUCCCUAAGGAGCCUCCCCCAAUGUAUUGGAAAGCAGUUAACAACAAAGAUUCUUCUUCAGCCAGAUGUGUUUGGAAUCCAUAAAUCCACAAUACUCAUUAGAAAUCCAUUCCUUUUCAAAUGCCUGGGAAGGGAGGACUGAGAGUUAAAAGUCUGUAUUAAUGUCCCAGUAAUGCACCCAAACCAGGCACUUAUGGUGUAACACCACAUGAUAUGUUUCUCACAGACAUAUACUGACUACAGAAUAAAAGAAAAUAGACAAGAGAAGGUAUGUCUGAACAGAAUAUUAUCCACAUAUUACUGGACUCUUGCAAGACAAUCGGCAAGAUUAUCACAAAAGCCUGAGAUCUGUCACAAAAAGUUCAAUGAUUACAGUGCACUGAAUGGACUGUAGCUAUUCCUAAAGUGUGAUAGAUAUCUCCAUCAGGCAAACAUAUUUGCAAAACUGAGUCCAAGGGGCAAAACAUGUUGCACAAGGAACAAUUAAGUUAUUUGAGAUCACCUUAACAAACCAAUGAUUAAAUUGCUCAUACUUUCCUACUGCCAUUAAUGGAGAGCAAGCACCUAAUGUAGCUAGUAUGCUCUAAUAUCCUGUCCCCUUGUAAUACAGAAGAAGGGAUGGGAAAUAUUUAUGGCCAGGCUGAGGAACUCUCCUCUCCCCAGAUAUUACGGUCUAUAGCUUCCAUUAUCCAUUACUAUUGGUUGUGGUGGCUAGGGCCCCUGGGAAUAGUAGAUGAAAAGAGUGGAAGAGCCAAAGAUUCCCCAUUCCUGCUUUAUAGGCAUAGGACAGAGGGGCAGCUUUGUAAAGCCCUGCCUACCUCCCCCAUACCGUGAGGAAGAAGCCUUAAGACUGGGGUGCAAACCUACAGCUCCCUAACAUCAAGCAAUGUUUCUAAGUAGAAAUAGAACUUGCAAUAUAACCAGCAAAUACUUUGCCCUCCUAGCUGGUGACUUAGCGUCAGGCAAAAAGGGUAACAUUUCUGCCACUUGAGAUGUAUGAUCAUAAACUCUAGCAGGGAAUAUCUUUUUUCACAGUGUGUGAAUGCUGGAAACAUAUACUUGUAUGGGAUCUACAAGAAAUGAAUACUGUAAUUGCAUAUUUAUUUAUUAAAAACCUUGUUAGAAAGACCUUUGGUUUUACAAAAGAAAUAUUUUAAUAAUUUGAUGUAGAUAAUUGCUUUAAACCAUGAAUCUGCUUACCUCAUACUUUAUAGAUAUGAGGGCAUACUUUUCUAUACUAAAUAUACAUGUGGCAUAUAUGUUACUUCAUUCUUCGGUCAUCUUUAAAGUAACAAAAAACCAUGCUAGUUACCAACUACUGGUAAAUAAAACCAAGAAAUGGUUUAGUUUGGGGGAUUUUAUUCACAGUCCCCUUUUAAAAACACAAACACACCAUAAUUCAUGGUGUCCAGACUUUUUGUUUUUAAAGCACAUUGUGGUGGGGCAGUGUAGUAGGGUAUUGAUCCAAAUGUUCCCUGUAUUAAGGUAUACACCACUGUCCUGCAAGCAGUUCAAUAUCUGUUUGCGGAUUCACACUGUAUACUUAAAAUAUACUCAAAAAUGUGGUAGGUAACACUGUUAAUAAUUGUGAAUAGAUUUCAUAAUUCCAAAUGGAUAAUAGACUAUUACAGAACAUAGCAAUGUCCUUUUAAUGUUUGUAUAUUGUGAUAUUGUAACAGGUUUUUAUUUUGCAUAUGCUACCCAAAAAUGUGCACUGGUAGCAUAGGAUUAGAAUAUCAAUGUCCAGGUCACAUUGGCUUUGAUCACAAGUUUUGUGACUAUUGUAUCUCUAGAUUUAUCAAGAGAACUUUGAAUUUCUGACUCAGAAAUUAUGUAUAUAUCGGCUAGCGUAGAUUGAAACAGAUGGGGAAAGGACCAAUUGGUAUAUUUAUAUAUGGGGAGGAGAUGCCAAAUCUCACCCUUUAUACUACCUUGCUAAAAUGGUACAUUUGAGACAACUUGUCAAAUGUUUGGCUGCAAAUCCAUUGGCUUAUAUUAAAAACUCUCUUUAAUACAGGCUGUUGCAGUGUUUAUGGGGAAAAACUGGAAUGUUUCAGGAUAGUUUUGUUGCAAGUUUUUAAAGCUAAGUCUGCAUAUUCAAAGUUCCUGCUAAAAUAGAUAUGUAUAUUAGAAGAAUAGUUUGCCACUACACAUUCAUUCAGAGCCUGAUGGGUUCAGUUUGGCUUUUAACACUAUUUUUUAUGUUUCUAUGCCUGAUAAACUCUAGAAUAUAAACUGGCACAUUAUUUUGCACGGUUCACUUAUGUACAGUAUUUUUAACACAGAAUCUUAAAAAUAAUAAGUGCAAAACAGCAUUUAGAAGGUUUUUUUAGCCCUUAAAUAUUAUAUCUGCAAGGAUCCACAGAAAAGACUUUGAUGGGGAAAUCCCUUUUGCCUCCUGGCAAGUAUCUUUUGUAACCCAGGAGACUUUCAAAAGCAGACUCAUUAUACACAGGUCUGUCAAUCAAAGGAGGGGAGGAAAGUCAAAAUUCACUCAGUGUAGCUGAAGUGGAUAUAUGGAGCCAGUCUUUGUUUACAAGCAUCCUGCAAAUACCUAAAUCAGGGUUAUAGGAAAAUUUGAAUUAAAAGUAUUUCUCACACUACAGUGAGAUGACACUAAGACUUGGAAUAAAGACUUCUGUUUUAAAAGUUCAUAAUUUUUGGCACUAUUUGACACUCUUAACUAUCCGCCAAGUAUUUGAAUUUCUUCUUUUUUUUAGUGCUAUAUUUUCAGGUCAUAUUAUCUUUCACAAAAUCUGAUGAUAUUCAGCAACCUCUUAGUGAGCACACAAUUACUGUGUUAACUAUUUUAAUAAGGAACAUAUGACACUUACAAUGCAGCUCAGAAUGCUAUUUGAGAUGUAUAAUUUUCAGUGUGAUGGUUUUGAUUGUUUAGUUGCAGAGCAACUGUAUACAUUGUAUAACCUCAAUCCUUAUUUUUAGUGUCUGAAUGCAUUGAUUUAUAAUUUGAGCAUGAUUAAUUUUACUUUUGUUAAACCAGUCACUUAACUGGAAAAAUAAACUACUUUUAAGCCUA